AUGCCCGAGGUGACGGCUGCCGACCGGCAGGAUAACAUCCUGAAUCAUGCAAAAAAGCUCUACAGCGAUGGCAAGUUCAAGGCUGCCUUGGCCGCCUUCAAGGAGGCCAUUCUCAGAUGCCCUUGUACCAGAGAUGUCUUGGUGCAGUCAAAGAAGCUGGGAUUGAGUCUUAAGGACAUUCAAAUCUCACGCUGCCACUGCAAGGAUUUCGACUUGUUGUUGGCCUCAACCCCACCCAAGCUGUGCAUGUACAAGCUGGCCAAGAGACCCUGCACCUGUGGAAGCGAUGUCGUCCACUGCAAUGUCUCCAGCCACCUGCGUGCCCUGGAUGGCAUCAUUGCGACAUAUGAAAAGCUCCAGGCUCCGGCUAAGGCCCGUCAGUAUGCCAUUCUUUUCAUCAUCACUUGCCCACACGCCCCACAGGGUUAUUUGAGACUGGCCGAGGCUCUGCGUCUUGGAGAUACAGAGAAUUCUCCCAACACAGUCGCCCGAUGCAGGAGGAUCUACCGUCAAGCCAUCCAGAGCGUGGAAGAGUAUGGUGGCAAGGUCAAGCCCGUGCUUAUGCUUAAGACACUGACAAACAUGUUGCGAAUGGACAUCGGAAAGGUCAAGGAUCUUUCUCUCUUGUGUGUGGGCAAGCUGAACAUCGACCCACAAGUUCUCAGGGCCGUGCUCAAGCUUCUGGUCCAACUGGAGUCACUCGAGCUGACAGGCACGACACACCCACAGGCUGUCAAUGGCAUUGACUUGGACAUGAUGCCCCCUGCGGACAUUUGCGGAGGCCUGAUUCGUGCCUACCAACGAAUAGCCACAUUAUUUGUACACUUGGCACCCAACACCAAGGCACUUCCACCUGUGAUGGAACUUCCGCGACUGGAGCAUUUGUGCCUGCGACUGCCGGAGUCUCCGCCAAACGAAGCCAUUGCCAACCUAGCCGCCCUGUCCUGGUUCCUCGAGCUCAUGAAGCCGAGCAUGACCAACGGUACCCUCAAGUCCCUGGCCAUCUCAUUCAACAGCCAGACACAGCACCUGUUCGAUAGCGUCCUCAACAAGCACGCCAUCCGUACGCUUAGCUGCAUGGACUUUAUCGACGAGGAGUGGCUCUCAGGUCCUGAGCCAAGCUGCGGAGACCGCUUUUGCACCUGGGUCCAGACCUUCCCCAACCUCACUGCACUGGGCGUCUUCCCCCAGAGGACUAUGACAUGUGGCAUGCACGUUCUCAAGGUCCUGCACAACGAGAGCAUGAUCAAGCUGAUCUACACGAAUGUCCUGGCUGGCACCAUGCGCGACCAUGUGCUUGCAAAGGCUAAGGAGCGGGGGAUCACGGUGAUUGAGCACCUGGACCGCAUCCCGGAGGAAGGUCGCCCGUGGUGCCCCUCUGAUGUCUUGAGGCGUCUCGAGCGGGGACAUGAAUUCUAG
Molecule: messenger RNA, 1419 nt
Organism: Diaporthe batatas
Lineage: Eukaryota; Fungi; Ascomycota; Sordariomycetes; Diaporthales; Diaporthaceae
Exons: 5
Coding region: 1-1419 (472 amino acids)
Molecular function (GO): protein binding
Source: RefSeq, a predicted model, not a curated record